Hippoglossus stenolepis (Pacific halibut) is the source of this 2575-nucleotide messenger RNA. RefSeq names its product growth factor receptor bound protein 7 (gene grb7). Lineage: Eukaryota; Metazoa; Chordata; Actinopteri; Pleuronectiformes; Pleuronectidae. Gene Ontology annotation, biological process: signal transduction. The record is from RefSeq and is a predicted model, not a curated record. Bases 159 to 1736 code for a protein of 525 amino acids. The transcript is spliced from 15 exons.
GACUCCUCCCUGCCUCCGCUCUCUCCUCGCGUCUUCGCUGCAGAGACUCAGACUCGUUUGUUCACGUGAAGAAUGAAAACAACGCGAGCAGCUGAUCGUCUCCUGAGGAAGUGACACGAUGUCAAACCGCUGAGACGCGCACGAGCUUCUCAGGUAACAUGAUGGAGGUGGCAGGCCCGUGGACAGAAGUGUUCGGGCGCUCGGAGAAGUCUGAGGGGGGGGGGACGCUGCUGCAGAGCUCCACUCUGACUCUGGCUCCUCUGCUCGACGACCCUCCCUCCAUCCGCCGCUCGCAGCCCAUCCUCAUCAGCUCCAACAGGCGGAAAACCGUCAACUCGUUCUCUUCCUCCGUCCCGUCCAUACCCAACCCCUUCCCAGAGCUGUGCAGCCCGUCCAAGUCGCCGGUGCUCGUUGGUUCGCUUCCCCCGGUGUCCAGCGACAAACACCUGAUCAAGGUUUAUGGCGAGGACAACCACAGCCGGUCGGUGUGGGUCUCUCCCGGAGCGACAGCCCGAGAGGUGUGUCACAUGUUGGUCCAGACGGCGCACUGCAGCGACCAGGAGAACUGGGCUCUCCUCGAGCUCCACCCCCCCCUCGGCCUCGAGAGGUGUCUGGAGGAUCACGAGGUUGUGCUGGAGGUUCAGGCCACCUGGUCUCUGAAGGGGGACACCAGAUUCGUUUUCUGCAAAAACUACGCCAAGUACGAGUUCUUCAGGAAACCAGUGCUCUUCUUCCCAGAGACCAUGAUCUCCGACAGCGCAGACGUCAACAAGGGGAUGACGUCAUCGGAGCUCAUUCAGAACCUGCUGAGAUCUGGGACGUGUCCGGAGAUCCAGGGUUUCCUCCACGUGAAGGAGCCGAGUCGUAAAGCCUGGAAGAAGGUUUACUUCUUCCUCCGACGCUCGGGACUCUACUGCUCCACCAAGGGCUCGUCCAAGGAGCCGCGGCACCUGCAGUACGUGGCCGAUCUGGAGGAUCUGAACGUGUGCACGGUGGUGAACAGCCGAAAGCUGUACGGAGCUCCAGCGGACUUCACCUUCUGCAUCAAGCCGUGCAGGAACCCGGUGCGUGUUCAGGACCUGAAGAUCCUGUGUGCAGAGAACGAGCAGAUACGAACGUGUUGGACGUCGGCUUUCAGAUUGUUCAAGUAUGGGAAGCAGCUUCAGUGUAACUACCAGUUGUCAAAGUCGGCUGCACAAAGUGUGGAAGGAAGAAACCUGACGGAAAACAAAUCAAACUCGGAGGACAGCCUGGUGGCCAUGGACUUCUCAGGGAAGGCCGGAGGACGGGUCAUCCAGAACCCGACGGAGGCCCAGAACGCAGAGAGGGAGGAAGGACAAGCCUGGAGGAGGAGAGAAGCUCUGAGGUGCAGCCUCCCCAACCUGAACUCUGCUGCGAGACCGUCCUCCAUCCACAGGACACAGCCCUGGUUUCAUGGCGGCAUCUCCAGAAAAGAAACUCAGAGGCUGAUAGAGAAGCAGGGGCUGGUCGACGGGAUGUUCCUGGUCCGUGACAGUCAGCAACACGCUCAGUGCUUCGUCCUGUCGCUGUGUUACCAGCUUAAGACCAAACACUACCUGGUGAUCCCUUUCGAGGACAGCGGCAGGAAGUCCUUCACCAUGGACGACGGUCUGACCCUGUUCAUCGACCUCCUGCAGCUGGUGGAGUUUCACCAGAUCAACAAGGGCAUCCUCCCCGUCUGCCUCAAACACCCCUGCGUCUGCGUCGCUCUGUAGACCCACAGCCUGCGACCUCUGACCUUUACCUCUCCUCCUGACCCAGGAUCAGUCGGGCGCGUGAACGUCAAGUCCAAAGUGUGUCUGCGUCAUCACAUCGCUCUGAUAUCUGUGAGGCGCCGCUGAUAAAGAGCAAUUAGACGACUGGAUUUCGUCAUCUCCAAAGUGCCCGAGCAGUUCAAAGGUGUGUGUGUGAGUGAUAACGUUAUCACAGCGGCUGUGAGACGUGGACUCGCGGGACUGAAGCCGAUCCUCCGCCCCACCUCUCUUUAAUAUUUUUAAUUAUCCUCCACGACGGCCCCAGACAGUGGUGGGUUUUUUAUUUUUAAUUAACGAGCCCCGGUCCCAGCGGAGGCGCCUUAAUUAGCGACGCCGGACAGACGUUUUGACUUCAGGGAUGUUUGCAGCGUUUUUUUAAUCACGUGCACUUUGAUUCAUAUCCAUGCAGUCGUGGUGAGAAGGUUCACUGAGACGAGGGCUGCACCAGAACUCAUUGACGACUGUGGCCAUCAGAGGGCGCUCUCAGUCAGGGAUCAGCAGAAGGGUUCAUGGGAGUUGUUCAGCUGUGUGAUUUGGUUCUGAUGUGAAUCUUAGAAGAGAAGUUUGAAAUGGUGAAGCCCCCGGUUGCCGUCAUGUAGCAGGAAGCUUCUCACACUGUGUGAGGUUCACUAACUUCUUUAUGUGCCUUAAAUCUCGUAUUUUAAUUAGAACAAACUUUAUAUGAAUCUCCAUGAACUCUUCCGAAGCUGUAUUUGCACAACGAGGGUGUAGAGAAACUUGUUUGUUAACAGAGCUGCAACAUUUGGACGUUUGAGCAAAUAAAAGUGAUAAUAAUGUUU